Messenger RNA from Ipomoea nil (Japanese morning glory), 1171 nucleotides. RefSeq lists its product as uncharacterized. The record is from RefSeq and is a predicted model, not a curated record. Lineage: Eukaryota; Viridiplantae; Streptophyta; Magnoliopsida; Solanales; Convolvulaceae. Bases 121 to 795 code for a protein of 224 amino acids. The transcript has a single exon. Gene Ontology annotation, molecular function: proton-transporting ATPase activity, rotational mechanism. Gene Ontology annotation, cellular component: proton-transporting V-type ATPase, V0 domain. Gene Ontology annotation, biological process: proton transmembrane transport.
AUUCAAUAUCAAUUACAACUCUCCCAAGCCUUGUGAUCUAUGUAUUCUCACCAGAAGCCAUCGGCAAUAUGAAUCGGUGGACUCCGGCCGGCAAUCUGAAUCGGUGGAAAUCUCCGCCUCAUGGAGGCGAACACAAGAAGUGGUGGAAGAUCGCCUGAAGCAGCAGAAGAAAUCCUCCAGAAUGUCAGGCGUCUACUAGGGUUUUUGCGUCGCGAAGGAUAUGUCUUUUCCGGCGAGGCAAUACGCUAUUUCCGGGAUGGUAAACCACUCCAUCUCGUGCCUUCGUUCGUCCAGCGCCAGUCCAUCGCCAUCAAAAUCGAGAGGAUCGGACGCCAUUGUCGCAAAGUUGCGAUCGCGAAGCAGUUUCGUCUUCGACAGCGCCGGAGGCCACCUACGCCGGCAAUGGACAGCCACACCUCUCUGGGGCCUCCGCGGGGACUUAAAGAAGCGAUUGCAAUGCUCAGAUUGCCAAUCGGGCGUCGGUGGAGCACCCCCGCGAUUGCGAUCGCCAUGCUCAGAUUGCAACGGGACUGCGAAGAGUGGGGUAGGUGUGGCGUCGAUGGGUGUGAUGAGGCUGGAGCUGGUGAUGAAGUCGAUUGUGCGGUGGUUAUGGCUGGUGUGUUAGGUAUUUACGGAUUGAUUAUCGCUGUGAUCAUCAGUACCAAGAUCAACCCCAAGACCAAAUCGUACUUUCUCUUUGAUGGCUAUGCUCACCUUUCCUCUGGUAUUGCUUGUGGCCUUGCUGGCCUUUCUACCAGUAUGGCAAUCAACAUUGUGGGAGACGCCGGUGGUUGAGUAUGCUGUUGUGACGGAGUCUUCCUCGUCAGUGGAAGUUGCUGGUGGCGGAGGCUUGCUGGUGAUCCAGUAAUGGCGCCGGGUGGUCUCAGACUUAGUGCUGGCCCUUACAUGGUUUGGAGACUCCAGCCAAUGUAGUGGUGGUGCCGGGGAGUCAACAAUUUCGACCUAAUUUUGACCGUUUGGAGAAAGAAUGCGAAGCAUUGAUAGAGAUGCAAAAGACCGAGAGACAGAGAGGAAGGGUAAAAUUAGAAAUAAAAUAUAAAAUCUAUUCCUGAGAACUCAGGAAUAGGUUAAUACCGGGGGCCCUAGUAAUAGCUAUUUCCCUUGCAGGGGGAAUAAGCCAUUCCCAGGAAUAUUGUUCAUGGGAAUAAAA